CUCAGAGCAACAAAGGUUCAAACCCUGGAGUUCGCUGUCGGAGUCGCGGGUGGGAAAUGAGAAGAGGAUAAGGAACUUGGGCGGAAUUUAAAAGUUUGAAUCGCUCCAUGUGACAGCUAGCAGGACGGACUCUAAGCUGCUCAAACAUGAAGAGGAUCAAGCAGAUUGACAUAAAGCGAGCCCUCGCUAUGGCUGGCACCUUUAACUUCCUGUGCUCCUGCGCUAGAGCAUGCUUGCUGCCCUUCCUCACCCUGUACUUCAGACAGCUUGGCCUGACUCCUGCCAUGACGGGCAUCGUCAUGGGUACCAAGCACUUUAUUACGCUGGUGUGGAGCCCCGCGGCGAGCCUGCUCUCCAAACACUACAACAAGAGACGAGCAGUGAUCUGCGGCUCUGUCGUGUUUUCGGCAGCAGCCGCUCUGCUCCUCCUGCUCAUCCCGCACACGGAUAUGCACGCAUGGACUUGUAACGCCUCGGAUCCGCACGACGGCCCGCCCCAAAAUCCAUCUGAUGUACUGUCAGUGAACAUCACUGGACCUGUAACAUCCCAUCCAAAACCUCAUGUUUCCCAGUCGCUUGUCACUCCUCUUCCUGAUGCUGAUAGGAAAGCUCCUGUUAUUACAAAUGAAACUUCACCUCAUCAUCAUCACAAUCACAGUCAUACCACUGAAUCUCCUCUUCUUUAUGCGCCACAAAAGAAUGAAUCAAAGGUGCCUGAAAGUUCCAGCAGCUCUUUGGCAACUCCGGUCAGAAACAAGAGGUCUGAGCUGAAAUCAGAGCAGCAAACAGGGGAGAUAAAGGAUGAGAGUUCUUUGGGCUUCCUGGGCAGCCUAAACGUGAUGGACACUCAGCAUCAGCUCUUCUUCUUGAUACUCAUCAUCAUGUGUGUGUGGGAGGCGGCAUCCGCACCCCUGGAGUGGAAUGUAGACGACGGCCUCUACGAAUAUUUAGAUUUCGCGGAUGCCUCGGACCGCUACAGCAACACCAGGGUGUGGGGUGUACUCGGAGCAGCAUGCGGGGUUGGGGUAACCGGCCUGCUGGUGAGCCGACUGACAUGCCUCAUAGCUGCUCAGACCUCAAGGAGUGUGGUGCAUUUCUACUGCUAUGCCGGCCUGGCAUUUCUGGUCCUGCCCCUGGCCAUGUCCCUCCCUCUCUACCUGAACAAGAAGCGAAACAGGACCAGCGGGCUCCUGAAAGCCCUGCAACUGGUGCGCGGCUCCCCACAGGCUGUGCUCUGCGUCUUCACCACCCUGCUGGUCGGGGUGGCGAACUCGGCCAUCGACAACUUCCUCCUGUGGCAGAUGCAGGAUCGCGGAAGCAGUGAGCUGCACAUGGGACUAUCUCUUGCCCUCGCUCUGCUCUCGCAGGCCGCCUUCCCUCUGAUGGCUGGUCGAGUCUCCAGGCUGCUCGGCCCUAGGAGGAUGCUCGCAGUUGGAGCCGUGAGUCUCGGCCUGCAGUGCUUCUACUACUCCUUCCUCUGGGGAGCGUGGGCUGCACUGCCUGCUCAGGUGCUGAGUUGUUUCAGCAGCGGAGCUCUCUGGUGGGCCGUGAAGCUCCAGUGUGAGGACAUCGCCACACCAGGGGCUGAGAGGAGCGUCAGGAGGGUCUACAAGUCCCUCUCUAUUCAUCUGGGUAGUGCACUGGGGAGUUUGGCCGGAGGGUUUGUGGCUCAAAGCAUCGGGCUCACGUGGAUGUUCAGAGGACUGGCGAUGGUUUUGAUGGUGUGGUGUGUGUGCCUGCCCCUGCUCCAGUGGAAAGCCCCCCACCACCGCAGGAUUAACUAUUCCCGCCUGCUGGCAGCGGACGCAAGCGAGGCCAGUGACUCCGAGUCAGAACAGGAGAGAGACUGGCUUGAUAAAGCAAUGGAAAAUGACAAAAGCAACAACAACAGUGCAAGGAGGGUAAACCACUAAAACCUCCAGACGGUGAAAAUACUAAAAGGAGCAAUUCUGUGAAUAAGAAGAAUAAAUUCACUGUCACCUAAUAAAUGAAUCAGAUUUUGCUAUUAAUAUGGAAAUGGGAGUCAUCGUUCCCUUCGAGCUCCGCAGCCUCGCUUAAAGAUACGUCACUCUUCAUCACCAAGUUGCACAGUCCAGAUGGGGAUGAUUAAUUUCCCACCCUGACAGGAUUCAUUACAAUCAAAAGUGUUGACUUUUCCUUCUCAUUACUUUUCCAUCAGAAUUAAAUGUUACGUCAUCCAGUCUGUCCCUCCAUUUUUUCUUUUCUUUUCUUUUAUCAGUCUGCGAGUGUCAGCUGUACGGAUGGAUUUUGGGAUUCAUCUCUGGGCCUCCUGAGCUUUUACUAAUGUACAUUUGCAUAAGCGGUUAUUGUUUUCUAAAGCAAACAAGGCAGCAGGAUUACAGGCGAGCAAAUCAAUUACUCAGUGCCACCGGGCAGCUUAAACAGCCUGAGGUAUUGUGUUAAUGGAAGCAUGGAAGCUUCUCUCAAGCAUAAACACAAGACGUGUGCAAAAGGUGAGGCCAAACUGUUGCACCACCACACCCGAACCUGCUGUUAAUCAGCUGGAGGAGUCGCCGCUGACUGCUCUCACUUAUCAGCUUUGUGUCUCCCUCUGGACUCUGAACUCUGACCUGAGGAUAUAGAUUAAGCGAGAUGAAAAUCUUUGUUUAUGUGUAUUGAACUGGGGUAACUUGAGCACAUUCAGAAUGUCUUGUGCAAAAAUGACUUGAGUUGUACAGCCCUGAGCUGUGACGACAGUCAGAAGACACCUGUUUAAAAUUUUAUUUGUCUAAUUUAUAUUUCUGCUCAUGUCAGAUGUUCUCUCUCUAUAAAAGAUGGAUUUAGCCUGUGAAAUCAUAAAUCUGCAUUUCUUGCACUGACCAGCAGGGGGCAAAUGCUACGUUUGGAAAAAGGACUCCAAUUAUAUAGAAGUCAAUUUAUCAUAAAUGCUUUUCCAAUGAG
This is a messenger RNA of Neolamprologus brichardi, 2922 nucleotides long. It is a transcript of the gene mfsd6l, whose product is annotated as major facilitator superfamily domain containing 6-like. Gene Ontology annotation, cellular component: membrane. Gene Ontology annotation, molecular function: transmembrane transporter activity. Lineage: Eukaryota; Metazoa; Chordata; Actinopteri; Cichliformes; Cichlidae. The record is from RefSeq and is a predicted model, not a curated record.